UAACUAAACUUAUGGGUCUGCUCUUUCCGCUGACGUUGUCUUUACCAUAUAUGGGGCUCGACGUCAUCAUAACGCCCUUGCGACUGCCUGCAUUUCUUCAAUUUCUGCACUUCAUUUAGUUUGGCAAUUACAAGCUGCACAGCAAGUAAGUUAAUAACUUGCCACAGUUAAAAAUAAAAAGUUUUAAAGCGUGCCCUGUGGUGAGUUAUCAAUACCACCGCAAUUUUCGGGACAUGGCUUAAUCCCCACUAAAAUAUACGUUUAACUUGUCUUAAUAGCCUGUGUGCUCUAUCAGUGCGCAACUUUCUCUCAAGGCACACCCUACUGAGAAACCUCCCUAAGGAGAUUGAUACAAACUAUGUCAUUAAGUUAAGACACGCUCGCAUGCAGCACCAGCGUCAUUUCUCCUAAAGUCUUCACAAUGACAAGAUCUGAUGGAGUUACUUUAAAUCAUAUUGCGUUAAACUAAACAUGUCACGGAACAUUAAAACACGAAUUUAAGAUUGAAAAGUCAAGGUGUCAUGGGUUUAUUGAUCCUGGUCUGGUUUCUGUUUAUGUUGUCUCACAUGCUGGUGUUUGUUCAUGGUGGAAUAUCUGUGCAGUUUAAAACUGUAGGACCCUUGUAUGUGGCUUUGGGUGAAACCCUGGUUUUGGAAGCUGUUUUUAUGAAGAAUCCAGAGGAUAAGAUUGAUAUAGUGACAUGGGAGGUUGAUAAUGGAAAGGAGAAUGUAAGGAUAUCGGUCGACCCUAAUACAGACAAAAUAUCUUUCGAGAAGGAUAAAGCGCUUCUGCGGAUUAAACGUAUAAUCUCAAAGGAUUUUGGCAUCUACAAGGUGACUGUUACUGACAGUAAUGGACACCAGAAGCAAGCCUCAAAAGAAGUCAGAAAAAUAGCUAUAUUUAGGUACCACGUCAGGAACCAGAUAAACAGGUCUGGAUUCUUAAAUUGUUUCCUAGAUGAUCCGCCAACAGCGUCAAUUGUGCAUGUGUUGGAUUGUUGCAUGGACACCAGUGGUGUAAUACAGUGGGAUGUCCCUCAGUUCUCUUGGUUGGUGGACGGCAAUCUGGUAACCAAUCAAACAGCGCUGUUGUCUAACGGCAGUAAACUUGACAUCUCACAGGUUACUGGAUAUAACUACACCUGUGUUAUCAGAAGCAGUCUGGGAACAUCUGUGGCAUCAUAUCUGACAGCAAAACAUACUGAAGAAUCGAAGGAGUGUUGUUCUUCUUACAGCGGACUGAUUACUCUUAGUAUUUUACUAGCACUCAUCCUCUGUGUGGCUGGUUGGUUUUACAUAAGAAAACGCUGUCAAACCAGGCAUUCAUCAGUUUCAGGAGCUCAAUGACUCUCAAUUAUCAUUUUUUUUAUUGUAUUGCUAAUUUCAUGGUAUAUUUACUUUAUUUCAGUGUUCUACUUUAUGUUCAUCUGUUCAUCUACUGUCUGUAAUGCAUAAAAACAGUUUUCUUUCUUUUAUAGAUCCUCUUUUCAGUGUAGUCAUGUUUUCAAAGCUGAUUACCAGAGAUUUGACUUGUUGAAUGGAAAAGCAAUAUGUUUGUUUUGGAAAUUUUGACUUUUUCCUACAUGGAGGCAAAAAGUUAUUUUGUUUACAAAAAUAGAUAUAUUUUCUAAGGAAAACACAAUUUUGUUGCUUACUACCUCACUUGUUCUCUUGUUCUGUGUUAUACAUUAAAUGCAGUGAGAUUACCAAAAUAAAAUUUUGUAUGAAUCACAA
Molecule: messenger RNA, 1733 nt
Organism: Paramisgurnus dabryanus
Lineage: Eukaryota; Metazoa; Chordata; Actinopteri; Cypriniformes; Cobitidae
Source: RefSeq, a predicted model, not a curated record